This is a messenger RNA of Oncorhynchus gorbuscha (pink salmon), 4797 nucleotides long. Its product is annotated as ras-interacting protein 1-like. Gene Ontology annotation, biological process: signal transduction; negative regulation of Rho protein signal transduction; regulation of GTPase activity. Gene Ontology annotation, molecular function: GTPase binding. The record is from RefSeq and is a predicted model, not a curated record. The transcript has 16 exons. Gene Ontology annotation, cellular component: cell-cell junction. NCBI's taxonomy places the organism in Eukaryota, Metazoa, Chordata, Actinopteri, Salmoniformes, Salmonidae. The coding region runs from base 343 to 3342 and encodes 999 amino acids.
UCACUUAGAACAAUGGGCCUGUUUCUCUAUCUAUAGACCUACAGAGGCAGAGAAAGAGAGAGAAGGAGCCCUUACCACCAUUACCUAGAAGACAGACAGAAAACACAAAGAAAAAGAGAGAGAGUGGAGAAAAAUAUGUUCUGAUUUUAAAGAGACUAUAUUGAUGAAGAGAACGUGUUCGAGAGAAAGAGAGAUACCUGUGGCACAGAUAGACGUUUUGAAAAUGGAGUUUUUGUCUUGGGGAAAAAGGAAAAUACAAAGUUGUUUUUAACCAUUUUGUUUUUUUCUGUUGAGAAGGACUAAUAAAAUACUUAUACGAAGAGGGAACUGCAGUCUUUCUCGAUGGAUCAGAUGGAGGGGACUGACAGUCCUCGCUUCAGGAAGCUCCAUUUCCCUGUGGGUCUGUGGAUCAACUCUCCCAGGAAACACUUUGCCAAGCUGGGGGGCCGCUGGCCCAGCGCUGUCUCUGUCAAGUCCACCACCAGCUCUGACGCAGCGUCCCUCCACGAGGCCCCAUCUUCCCUCUCCAUCUCCACCCCCUCCCUCGCUCCCCCAUCCCCCUCUCCCUCUCCGGCCUUCCUCCGGCCCCGUCCCGCCGGGCCCCAGUCCCGCACCAAGCGUCUUUCCCACCUCUUCCUGAGGGGGCGCUCCAACAGUGACCGAGACAAGGCCAUAGGGGAGAAGGAGAGGGAGGUGUGGGCCCACUCUGCUGCCCCUUCCUCCCACCACUACCUGCCCUCUGCCUCCUCCACAGCCCCAGGCCUCAUCAAGAUCUAUGGGGAUGCUCUGUCUAGUGGGGCUAACUACCGCUCUUUGCUGGCCACCGCCCACUCUACAGCCAAACAGCUCAUCGCCCAGGUCAUCACCCGCUAUACGGAGAGAGAGAGGGAGGAGACGGACGAUGCAGCCCUGCAGAAACACAGCCCGGAAGACUUCCUGUUGUGUGAUGUCAUUGGAAAGCCCAUCCAGCAACCAGAUGGAGCCUUCCAAUGGGAGACAGAGUGUCGUAGGGGCGUGGCUGAAUGGGAAUGCCCACUGCUAUUGGUGGACAUGUGGCGGCCCAAGGAGGGGUUUGAACGCCGCUUUGAGAUCCAGAGGCGGGACGACUACGAAAGAGAGGAGAGGGAGAAAGAGAAGGAGCGAGAGAGGGAAGGGGAGAACCACACAGGUGUACGUUGGAGGCGGAGCCGCAUACAGUCGGGGGGCGGGGCUGAGGAGGGAGAGCGAGGUCAUCGAGGACGGAACUCGGAACUCAGGAGGAGCAUCAGCGACAUGAACCUCAGCCUGAGGCGUCGCCAAGGAAACCACAUCGGCAAUGACCCCCGUCGCUCCGGAAACCACCCUAACAACAGUGCAGUACUUCAGGACAGGAAGAACAUUGUGAGCAUGAUAGCUCCAUUGGAGCACGGAGAGAUGAUGAGGUCAAAGGUCAGAGACGAGGUGGAGCGGAGGAACAAAGCAGACAAAGCAGUGGAGGAGGAGAAAGACUACUCAGCCUGCGACCUGGAAGUGAUGUCACAGAGCCUGAUCCUCCCGCCCACAGACCGACCCUACUUCUUGUUGCUGCAGGGCUACGACCAGAGCAAGGACUUUGUUUUGUACAUCAUGGCAGGGCACACACACGUUUUUGGGCGGAAGCCAACGAUGAGGGAGAGAGAGAAGGACAGAGAAAGGGAGAGGAAGGGGAAGAGGCCUCUGAAGGUGGAAACGUUCCUCUCUGCUCCAGACAUGCUGGCCAGGCACCUGUUGGUCAGGAGAGACUCAGCCGUACCCAACGCUCCCCCUGGGCAAGCUCUGAUGCGUCCCUUCAGAGGAGGAUCCGUCACACACAACGGAGAAGCUCUCUACCGCGAGGCGGGGCUUAAACCUGGGGACGUGAUUGGCAUAGGAGGUCAUUUUCUCUUCCUGUAUCGUGACCCCCGCGUGACCCCGGCCCCUCCGCUAGCAUUGGCGCUGCCUUGGCAAGCCGACGUUCCCUCCACCUGCUGCCUCUCGGGAUUGGUGGACAGACAGGAAGCGUUGAGGCAGUACCUGGGUUCCACUGAGGCUCUGCUGCGGUUCCAGCCCCGCCACGCUGACGCUCUGCUACAGGAGAUAAUCUCUAAGAACUCCUCUCCAGACUCAGAGGGUGGGCCUUUAGCCCCAGCCUUUCUCCUGUCAAUCAUGAUUGACCAUGCCUCCAAACACCUGGAUCCCGCCCUCACGCCUCAGUUGCUGCUGAAAGCAGCCAAUCAGAUCAAAGGGAUCGUUUGGGACAACAUUAAGGAAUUUGGGGAUAAGCAUCCCACGCAAAAUUCCACAGAGCAGGAGGUUGAACUGAGUGCGCCCAGUGCUCAGAAGCUGUCCUCUGACCUUCGACCUCUGAUGUUCUGGAUGUCCAAUGCCACAGAGCUCCUCAACUUCUUCCAGGUCAAAGCUGAGGCCAUGGAGAGAGACUGGGAGUUUGAGGCUCCUGGUGACCCGGUGUUGUCAGCUGACCUGGACACCUGCUCCGAGGCCCUGGCGCAGCUUGAUGACGUGAUAAUGCACACCUUCCAGCAGUGCGUGUACCACCUCACAAAGACACUGUACUCCCUCCUGCCAGCUCUCCUGGACAACAACCCUUUCUCCAGCCCGGAGAAAGAGAAGGAGAGAGAUGAGGGUAGGGAGAUGGAUGGGGGUGAGGGUGGUGGAGGGGAGGGAGAGGGGGAAGACGUGUCCUCCCUCCCCCCUACGGUGGCUGGACUGGUGGAGGUGUACCGCUGCUCCCUGAUGCUGUCCCGGGAGGCCUGCCUCUCCCCCCCACUCACCUCCCAAACCUUCGGCUACCUCUUCUUCUUCACCAACACCUCCCUGCUCAACACACUGCUGGAGAGAGAUGGUCUGUUCUCCUGGUCUAGAGCGGUCCAGAUCCGUACAAACCUGGACCUGGUUCUGGACUGGCUGCAGGGCGCGGGACUUGGAGAUAUCGCCUCUGAGUUCCUGAAGAAGCUGUCCGUCACAGUCAAUUUCCUGUGCGUCCCUAAGACCCGCCUCAUCCAGUCAUCCUGGGCCAGCCUACAGGAGGACCAUGCCUUGCUAAGCCCCACCCAGCUGCACCAUCUGCUGACCAAUUACAAGCUGGGACCGGCCAGAGCUCCACCGACCUCCUGGGCCCCUCCCCCUGGGACGGAGCUCAGUGGAGACAUCUUCGAAAGUUUCCUGGACCACCCCCCUCUCAUCCUGCCAAAUGAGACGCCUCAGCUGGAUCUCUCGCAGCCAAUCCCCAGCCCCGAGCUACAAAAGGAAGUGACACGCCUGCGCAACUUCCUGUGGGGACUCGACCAGGAUGAGCUGCCAGCCAAUCAGAGGACCAGGCUGUGAGCGCUGGAAAGUUCAUCUCUGGGUAGAAGCUACCCUUAGGCACAGUUCUAGGAUCAGUUCACCAUCCGCCUCAACCAUGAAGGGGGAAAGACACAAAACUGACCCUUGAUCAGUAUCUAGGGGCAAUCUCAUCCAUCUCAGGCAACUUUGAUAUUAACACUAUAUUGAACCCCCUGUCGUAAGGCAGAUGCAAUGGAUAGGAAUGGCAACUGGUGUGAGGAAUAGUAACUGGUGUGAGGAAUAGUAACUGGUGUGAGGAAUAGUAACUGGUGUGAGGAAUAGUAACUGGUGUGAGGAAUGGCAACUGAUGUGAGGAAUGGCAACUGGUGUGAGGAAUAGUAACUGGUGUGAGGAAUAGUAACUGGUGUGAGGAAUGGCAACUGGUGUGAGGAAUAGUAACUGGUGUGAGGAAUAGUAACUGGUGUGAGGAAUAGUAACUGGUGUGAGGAAUAGUAACUGGUGUGAGGAAUAGUAACUGGUGUGAGGAAUAGUAACUGGUGUGAGGAAUGGCAACUGAUGUGAGGAAUGGCAACUGGUGUGAGGAAUAGUAACUGGUGUGAGGAAUAGUAACUGGUGUGAGGAAUGGCAACUGGUGUGAGGAAUAGUAACUGAUGUGAGGAAUGGCAACUGAUGUGAGGAAUAGUAACUGGUGUGAGGAAUAGUAACUGGUGUGAGGAAUGGCAACUGGUGUGAGGAAUAGUAACUGAUGUGAGGAAUGGCAACUGGUGUGAGGAAUAGUAACUGGUGUGAGGAAUAGUAACUGGUGUGAGGAAUGGCAACUGGUGUGAGGAAUAGUAACUGGUGUGAGGAAUAGUAACUGGUGUGAGGAAUAGUAACUGGUGUGAGGAAUAGUAACUGGUGUGAGGAAUGGCAACUGGUGUGAGGAAUAGUAACUGGUGUGAGGAAUAGUAACUGAUGUGAGGAAUGGCAACUGGUGUGAGGAAUAGUAACUGGUGUGAGGAAUAGUAACUGGUGUGAGGAAUAGUAACUGGUGUGAGGAAUAGUGACUGGUGUGAGGAAUAGUGACUGGUGUGAGGAAUAGUAACUGGUGUGAGGAAUGGCAACUGUCAAAAGAAAGUCAUAACACAAUGUAAUAGUUAUCUAACUGUAAGACAAUACAACUCUUCUUUUACUGUUCUCUAAACACUCUUUGUUUUGUAACUCAUUGCCUGAAAUGCAGUGGUUGCCUGAAAAAGAAAAGUCCUGCAAAAUGAAGCAUAAAUGAUGGUAUGACAAUGUUAUUAUGUAAAGGAUAUCCCUGUAGGUCAGCUUUAUACUGGAUGGAUGGAUGCUCACAGAUAUUAUCAUAUAAAGAAUAUAGUAAAUGUGUAUUGUCACAGAACAUUAGAUUGUAUACCAAAGUAAACACUAACACUAUGAAGGAAACUGUUUUACCAUGUGUAUUGUAUUUCUAACUGACUGUGCUGAUAUUAUAAAUCAACUGUUGGUACCCUA